This is a messenger RNA of Hevea brasiliensis (rubber tree), 2240 nucleotides long. Its product is annotated as extra-large guanine nucleotide-binding protein 3-like. Bases 491 to 1606 code for a protein of 371 amino acids. The transcript has 4 exons. The record is from RefSeq and is a predicted model, not a curated record. Lineage: Eukaryota; Viridiplantae; Streptophyta; Magnoliopsida; Malpighiales; Euphorbiaceae.
UAAAAAUGCCCACCUGCUGUCCUGCGUGCAUCAUUCACAGACUGCACUAGUUAGAAAGAGCCAAAUUGCAAAAUAUGGUCCCUCUUCCAUUAUCAACUCUCUCUUUCUUAACUCUCUGUUCAUCUUCUGCUAUUAGUUUUCACUUUUCACCCAUAGCUGAAAUUUGUUCUUCAAAGCAUUGGAGAGGAACCUCAACAAGCAUACUUCGUCUUCUUUCUUGGAUUUUCUUUAGCUAGCUCUCUCUCUCUCUCAUUUUGUCUCUUUCUUCAGGCUUUCAAAGGAUGAUCCAAGAUGUAUGACUAUUGAUUGCGGCUGUUUGCUUGAUUAUUUCUGGUUUUGCUUGCAAGUCCACGGAGGAUAUUGUCUAGAAUUUCCAAUUCAAUAUCUUGGAUUAUCUUUGAAGUUACUCUCAUGAUUUGUUUCAUGAUUGAUACUUGAGAAGCUAUUAGUUUAAUUGAAGAUAUAGUUAGUUGGUGUUAUUGUGGAAGUAAUGGAGCAAAAAGAGGGAGAGAGCUGGAGGGAAUUGGUAAGAAAGAUGCUUCCUCCAGGUGCUUCUCUUCCUGAGGAUGAUACUAAACUUGAUUACUCCAUAGCUAUAGAGUAUCAAGGUCCUCCGGUCCCUUACAAGGUUCCUAAAGUUGAACCUCUUGACGUAAGUUCUCAUGCAAUCCCAACUGCAGAACAACUUUCAGAGUCGCAAAGAUCAGCUGAAAAUGUUAGUCCUCCAAUAAUUGAACCAAUACCUUUGCCCGUGUCUUGUAUAGCUGGUGUCACAAGCUCACCCAUUCAAAGCCCCAGAGUAUCAGCAAGCUCGGAGUCAGAGGUGUCUGUGUUGCAAAACCCAGAUUUUUCUUCUGCUUCAGCUUCAGCUUCACCAGGCUCAGUCCAUAUUCCUUCUAAUCAUCCUCCAAAACAAGUGAUCAAUGAAGGGAAGAGAAUACCAGUUGUUACAUUUAAUACUGUUGAUAGAUCUGAGAAGAAAGAUAUUGAUGUGGAGAAGCCAUUUUCUCCUGAGUAUGUUGGGGUUUCCAAAGGAAAGAUGAAGAAAAAGAGUAGAUUCUGUUACAGGUGUGGAAAAGGUAAGUGGGAAACCAAAGAAUCAUGCGUGGUUUGUGAUGCUAAGUAUUGUAGCAAUUGCGUACUGAGGGCUAUGGGAUCAAUGCCUGAAGGCCGUAAAUGUGUGACUUGCAUUGGGGAAGCAAUUGAUGAAUCAAAGCGGUCCAAGUUAGGUAAACAUUCCAGGGUCUUAUCUCGAUUGCUCAGUGCUUUGGAAGUUAAGCAGAUAAUGAAAGCAGAGAAAGAGUGCUCUGCUAAUCAACUUCGACCAGAGCAACUAAUUGUCAAUGGAUUCCCUUUGAAGCCAGAAGAGAUGGCAGAAUUACUUGGAUGCCCAUUACCUCCACGAAAACUGAAGCCAGGUAGAUAUUGGUAUGAUAAGGAAUCUGGUCUCUGGGGAAAGGAGGGGGAAAGGCCAGAUAGAAUCAUAAGUUCAAACUUAAAUUUUACAGGAAAACUCAGUCCAGGUGCAAGCAGUGGGAACACUGAAGUUUAUAUUAAUGGCCGGGAAAUUACCAAACUUGAACUGAGGGUGCUAAAAAUCAAAUAAUGAUUUGGGCAAAGCAGCUAAGGGUGCAAUGAGCCAAACUGUUGGAAAGCGUGAGAAAUUUGGUACAAAACUACAAAUGGUUAAAGAGUUGAAAGGGUAGCUGUGGAAAAUUCAUGAAUAAAGCGAAUAACCUAGAUGGCAACCUAAUCUACGUCGUAUUUGAGAGAAGGAUCAAGCCACCCCUUCUCCCCUAGCACAUGCACACUUUUGCAUUUGCUCGCACUCGCGAAAGAGCCAGAACAGAAGAGUAAAUGGGCAACUAUCUUUGAAAUUAUAUUGUUAAAAGCACUAAUUGAAACAGGUGGGAUUCCUUUGGAGUGAUUCCUUUUCAACCAUAGCCCUUCUCUGUUCAGGAUGAGCUAGGAUACCUUUUCUGUUCUUUUGCAGAAGAGAAAGCAAGAACAAAAGACCUGUAGGAAGGAGACAGGACUUUAAAGUAAAGAAUUUGAUUGAUGGGUUGAAUUGUACAAGAACAUGUCCCUUAUCUCAAAGUAAUAGGAAGGUCAGCAUUGGAAUCAGAAGCAGCGGGAGUAUCAGGCAGUAAUGAAUAAGAUUCAAUGGGAAGGGAAAGAGGGCUUAAGUUCCAAAGACUUGUGGAGUGUGGAGUGGAGCUUAGUGCACAAAUCACAGGUAU